Molecule: messenger RNA, 1169 nt
Organism: Silurus meridionalis
Lineage: Eukaryota; Metazoa; Chordata; Actinopteri; Siluriformes; Siluridae
Gene: ch25h
Product: cholesterol 25-hydroxylase
Exons: 1
Coding region: 31-870 (279 amino acids)
Biological process (GO): cholesterol metabolic process; sterol biosynthetic process
Molecular function (GO): steroid hydroxylase activity; iron ion binding; C-4 methylsterol oxidase activity
Source: RefSeq, a predicted model, not a curated record
GCUAACAAGAUCACACAGACACAGAGCAACAUGUCUCUGCUCACCCAGACAAGGAACAUGUCUCAGCUCACACAGCCAGAGAGCGACAUGCUUCUGCUCACACAGACAUGGAGCAACAUACCUCUGCUUCAGGGAAUCUGGAACUGCAUCCUACAGUAUGAGACCUGGUUAAGGUCCCCGAUUUUCCCGGUACUGUUUUCACUGUCAGUCUACUUAAGUUUCUGUUCACCCUUUGUGCUUCUGGACCUCCUGUUCUCCAGAGUGAAGCUGGUGAGGAGAUAUAAAAUACAGCAGAAACCAGUGACCUUGAGGAUGAUGUGGAACUGUCUGGCUCUCUCCCUCUACAAUCACAUGGUGUACAUCUUCCCACUGAGCGUGCUGCACUGGUACUGGAGACCUGUCAUCUACCCAGCAGAGGCUCCUGAUUUUCUUGAAGUCAUUGGACAUUUGGUGAGCUGUUUGCUCCUCUUUGAUUUCCAGUACUUCAUCUGGCAUUUGCUGCAUCACAAGGUGCCGUGGCUUUACCGCACAUUCCACAAAGUGCACCAUAAGCACACAUCCACGUUUGCUCUAACUACAGAGUACUCAGGAGCUUGGGAGACGCUGUCGCUUGGACUCUUUGCAGCAAUGAACCCCAUGCUGCUGGGCUGCCACCCAUUCACUGAGAUGCUCUUUCAUAUCCUAAACAUGUGGCUGUCAGUUGAGGACCACUGUGGGUAUGAUCUGCCCUGGGCCACACACAGACUUGUUCCUUUCAGACUGUAUGGAGGUGCUCCACAUCAUGACCUUCAUCACCAAAAGUUCAAGGCUAACUACGCUCCAUACUUUACUCACUGGGACAAGCUGUUUGGGACACUUCACUCAGAGUGAACAGAAAAAGGAGGACUUUCAGUUCACAGUAAUAUUUUGCAUCAAAAGGAUCGCAGGGGCUUUUUAUUUGAUUCAGUGAAUCUAUAAUUUGAAUUUAAUUUUUUGUAUUGUGUAUCUAAAAUGUUAACACUAUUUAAUGUAAAUAGCAAGUUAAGAAAGAUGUAUUUUUGUUUGAAUGUAGUUAACUAUUUGUUAUGAAUAUAUAUGAACUUUAAUUUAUAUUUUAUUAUAUGAAAGGUUUUGCUUGUUGACCAAGAACAAAAUACCACAAUUUCACUACAAUAAAUUAUUCUUCAAAC